UUAGAAAAGAUCAAUAAACACUAGUUAAAAGGCUAGCUGAGCCCUCAAUAUCAAAUAUACCGAGGCUGGGGAUUUUGAAGCUCCGUAGUUUAUUUGAACGCAGUGCAAUUGAUUGGGUUUACAGUGAAGCGAGGAGGAAGUGGUAAAAAUGGCAGCUAACAACGUGUUGGUCUGUGAUAAUGGAACCGGAUAUGUUAAGUGUGGUUUUGCUGGCGAAAAUUUCCCAACAUCAGUAUUUCCUUGCAUUGUUGGUCGGCCAAUGUUACGAUAUGAAGAGUCAUUGAUAGAAAAAACAUUAAAGAACAUUGUUGUAGGGGAAGCAUGCGCAAGUCUUCGCCACCAGCUUGAAAUCUCUUAUCCUGUUAAUAAUGGCAUCAUCCAAAAUUGGGAUGAUAUGGGCCAUAUCUGGGAUCAUGCUUUUUAUAAUGAGUUGAGGAUUGACCCAGCAGAGUGUAAGAUUUUACUGACAGAUCCACCUCUUAAUCCUUCUAAAAACCGUGAAAAAAUGAUUGAAACAAUGUUUGAGAAGUAUGACUUUGCAGGUGUUUACAUUCAGAUUCAAGCUGUUCUGACACUGUAUGCUCAAGGGCUGUUGACUGGUCUAGUUAUUGAUUCUGGUGAUGGUGUGACUCAUGUGGUACCUGUUGUUGAUGGAUAUUCCUUCCCACAUCUCACAAAACGCAUGAACAUAGCUGGUCGUCAUAUUACCUCAUAUCUUUUAGAUCUUCUUCUUCGUCGUGGAUAUGCGUUAAAUAGAACUGCAGAUUUUGAGACUGUUAGGGAAAUAAAGGAACAACUUUGCUAUGUUAGUUAUGACUACAAGCGUGAGUAUCAAUUAGGACUGGAAACAACUAUCCUGGUAAAGAACUAUACGCUGCCAGAUGGACGGGUGAUAAAGAUCGGCACUGAACGUUUUCAAGCGCCCGAAGCUCUUUUCUCCCCAGAGCUUAUAGAUGUGGAAGGAGAUGGCAUGGCAGAUAUGGUAUUCCGCUGUAUUCAAGAAAUGGACAUAGACAAUCGCAUGACUCUCUACCAACACAUUGUUCUUAGCGGAGGAAGUACAAUGUAUCCUGGCUUGCCAAGCAGGUUAGAAAAAGAAAUACAGGAUCGUUAUCUUCAAGUUGUAUUGAAGGGAAAUAAGGAUGGGCUUAAGAAAUUGCGACUAAGAAUUGAGGAUCCACCCAGGCGGAAACAUAUGGUUUAUCUGGGAGGUGCUGUUCUUGCUGGGAUAAUGAAGGAUUCACCUGAGUUUUGGAUAAGCAGACAAGAAUACCAAGAAGAAGGAGUUGGGUGUUUGAGGAAAUGUGGUCAAGCAUGAUUUGUAGAUAUCAUGUAAUAUUGGAUGGAUAUUUGUAGAGACAUGCAAUUUCAGAUAAGCCAGAUUAUACCAUCUCAGGUGUUAUUAAAGGGCCUUCCGCAUUUGGUUUUGCAAUUUUAGAUGCAAUAAGGUCUGCCUUUUGCUGGUUGUGCAAUUCCCCAAAAUUUCAAUCCAAGAAUGUAACAAUGUUUUAUUGUAAGUGAACAUUUUACAUUUCAAAUUUGUCACAUAUAAUUAUAAUUUUAUUUUUGUUA
Molecule: messenger RNA, 1572 nt
Organism: Cryptomeria japonica (Japanese cedar)
Lineage: Eukaryota; Viridiplantae; Streptophyta; Pinopsida; Cupressales; Cupressaceae
Product: actin-related protein 2
Exons: 15
Coding region: 149-1318 (389 amino acids)
Biological process (GO): Arp2/3 complex-mediated actin nucleation
Cellular component (GO): Arp2/3 protein complex; actin cortical patch
Molecular function (GO): actin filament binding
Source: RefSeq, a predicted model, not a curated record